GAACGGUAGGGUUUAUGCCUCCUCUUCUUCCCGGAAUCUGAACGACGACCAAACUCUUUAACCAUGAACGCACACAGCUCUCAUUCUCUCUCUCUACUUGCUCACUGAACAUUCGCCAUUUACCAUAUAACUCAAAGAUGAGAAAUCUGCGAAUUCUGUCUCCUCAUUUCUCAAGGAUUCGUAAAACCUUCGCUCAAAACCCUUCCUCCGAUUCUCCGUCCACUCGUCACAUAAAUUUUCCUGGGUUGGAAACUUUUGCAUCGCCAUCAUCGGUGAACCAUCGGAAUUACACCACUGCUUCACCCGAAUCAAGACCAGCUCCUUCUGAGAGAGUUUCGGCCAUUGUGGAUGAGAUCUCUGGUCUCACGCUACUCGAGGUUGCGGACCUCACGGAGGUUCUUCGGGAAAAAUUGGAUGUGAAGGAGAUGCCGGUAAUGACAAUGAUGAUGCCUGGGAUGGGGUUCGGUGGCUUUCGAGGUGCCGGUAAAGGUGGUCCUGGAGCGAAAGGCGUUGAGGAGAAAAAGGAGGAGAAGACGGCGUUCGAUGUGAAGCUUGAUGCUUUUGAUGCUGCGUCCAAGAUCAAGAUCAUUAAGGAAGUGCGGACGUUUACGAAUUUGGGUUUGAAGGAGGCUAAGGAUUUGGUGGAGAAAGCGCCUACCCUUUUGAAGAAGGGGGUGACUAAAGAGGAAGCUGAAACCAUUAUUGCCAAGAUGAAGGAGGUUGGCGCCAAAGUUUCAAUGGAGUGAGGAUGCUGCAGAAAAUACCAAUCUUUUAUGGCAAUUUUCAAGUCAUGGCAGCAGUUGAAGAUAUAUCGUUGUGUCUUGAAAUUCAUUUGGGAUGGUUGAGGACAUGGGAUUGUUUGGUUUCCUUCAAAAUAUAUGGAGCAUUCUUUUAUCAAAACUUUCCAUAUUUUUUGCCUCGACAUGGAAUUGUAUUGGUGGAUAGAUAUUUCUUGGUACUUGCCAUUUGUAUUCAUAGGUAUCGAAUAACUUAAAACACACCACCCAUUGAAGAAGAAAGUUCACGACAAUGAGUUUUUUUUUUUUUUCUCUUGUAUUCAAAGACAGUGGAAGAACAAAUCACCAGCUUCAAUUCACUCCUCUUAAUGCAAACUAUGUAAACUCGAAUAGUGGUGAUUGAAGCCUAUGUAACAUCAUGGCUAAACUUCUAAUUCCAUCGACCAUUUAAGAA
This is a messenger RNA of Cucumis sativus (cucumber), 1191 nucleotides long. Its product is annotated as 50S ribosomal protein L7/L12. Bases 138 to 746 code for a protein of 202 amino acids. Gene Ontology annotation, molecular function: structural constituent of ribosome. The transcript is spliced from 2 exons. Lineage: Eukaryota; Viridiplantae; Streptophyta; Magnoliopsida; Cucurbitales; Cucurbitaceae. The record is from RefSeq and is a predicted model, not a curated record. Gene Ontology annotation, cellular component: ribosome. Gene Ontology annotation, biological process: translation.